Molecule: messenger RNA, 2157 nt
Organism: Zingiber officinale
Lineage: Eukaryota; Viridiplantae; Streptophyta; Magnoliopsida; Zingiberales; Zingiberaceae
Exons: 5
Coding region: 1-2157 (718 amino acids)
Source: RefSeq, a predicted model, not a curated record
AUGCCUCCCAAGUACAUGUCUGGAUAUCAAAAGAAGAAAAGAAAGCUGAGAAUAGAAUCAUUAAUUCAAAGUCAAGCUGGAGAUAUCAAUAAGUACUUUACUCCCAAUCUUGUAGAGAGUAAAAAUGUGGUUGAAAAUUUGUUGAAAAACGAAGAGGAUAUGGGAUUAAAUGAUGAUGAUAAAGUGCUUGAACCUGUCAAUAUGGAUGAAAUGGUUAACAAUAAUAAUGAAGAGGUUCUUGAAUCUCUCAUUGUAGAUGAAUCUAAUUUUUUUGAGAAAGAUGAUGAGAAAGUUCAACAUGAAACUUUAAGUCAAGAGACUUGUUCUGAUGAUCCAGGAAAGUGGGAUAAUAUUGAUCAAAAAAUUAGAGACUUUUUGGUGGAGAGAGGUCCAAAGAGAGAUGCUUGGAGGAAAAUGAUAGAAGAUGGCUAUUAUAUAUAUUCAAUUUCUUUGGACAAAAUUUUUUGCUUUUGUUGUAAACUGUUCAAAAAGCAAAAGCACAAGAUUGGUACUCAGUUAGCUAAUGAAGGAUACAACGACUGGCAUAAUUUGAGUCGUUGUCUUACAUCCCAUGAAGCGAGUAAGGAGCAUAUGGAGUGUAUGACUGAUUGGCUUGAAUUAGAAAGAAGGAUAAUUGCUAUUGUGCAAAGACUAGCAAAAAAUAACUUGGCCUUUAGAGGAAGUUGUGAGAAGCUUUAUGUUGAAAACAAUGGUCUCCUUUUGCCAAUGGUUGACAUGAUUGCUGAGUUUGAUCCAAUAAUGAAUGAGCACCUUCGGCGUAUUAAAGACCAUGAAACUUAUACUACAUAUCUCGGUAGCAGAAUUCAAAAUGAAUUGAUAGAAAUGUUGGCAGGCGAGGUAAGAAAGAAAUUACUUGCAAAAGUCAAAAAGGCAAAAUACUUUUCAGUCAUCUUAAAUUGUACUCCAGAUAUUAGUCAUAAGGAGCAAAUGUCUCUUGUCAUAAGGUGUUUGGAUGAGUCAGAAAAUUCAACAAAAGUGAAAGAAUACUGGAUAGAAUUUUUAGAGGUGGAUGACACUUCUGGGCUUGGACUUUUUACGCAUCUUAAGGAUGCUUUAAUCCAUCUUGAGCUUGAUAUUGAUGAUAUACGAGGUCAAGGAUAUGACAACGGAUCUAACAUGAAAGGGAAACAUAAAGGUGUACAAAGAAGGUUGCUUGAAAUAAAUCUCAGAGCCUUUUAUACUCCUUGUGGUUGUCAUAGCCUUAAUUUGGCAUUAUGUGAUAUGGUGAACUGUUGUCCUCAAGCUAUGUCAUUUUUUGGAGUAAUACAACGCAUUUAUACAUUAUUCUCCUCUUCUACGAAGAGAUGGAGAAUUUUUAAAGAUCAUGUAAAGGGUUUGACAGUUAAGCCAUUGUCACAAACACGGUGGGAAAGUCAUGUUGAGAGCGUGAAACCUAUAAAAGAACAAACUGCCCAAAUUAGAGAUGCUUUACUUGACUUAACAAAUGAUAUUGAAGAUCCCAAAACAAAAAGUGAAGCAGAGUCCUUGGCAUUAUAUGAACUUGAGAAGUUUGAAUUCUUACUUGGUGUGGUAAUUUGGUAUAAGUUGUUAUUCGCAAUUAACACUGUGAGUAAAUUUCUUCAAUCCGAAAAUAUGGAUAUUGAUGCUGCUAUCAAACUCUUGCAAGGAAUUAUUAUAUUUCUUGAAGAGUAUAGAGAAUCUGGUUUUGAUAAGGCAAUGGUUGAAGCUAAAGAAAUGGCAAGUGAAAUGGGUAUUGAAGCAGUAUUUCGAGAAAAGCGAGUUGUUCGUAGAAAAAAACAAUUUGAUGAAAGUAGUAGUACAGAAAUAGCUUUGUCAGCAGAGGAGUCCUUCAGAGAAAUAUUUGGUUUUCUAUUCAAUGUGGAGAGGUUACAACGUUCUGAUGAUGAAAGAUUGUUGAGGUCUUGCAAGAAUCUUGAAAGUUCUCUUGCACAUAAUGGUUGUUCUGACGUUAAUGGAGAUGAUUUGUUUUUAGAGUUAACAUUUUUAAAGUGCUCUUUACCAGAGGAAUCAAAAUCAGCUAUUGAUGCGAUGUGGCCUCUCCAGAUCGAGAAGCACCGAAAGGUGCUCGACAUCACCAGUGUGCAAAACCAUAUGUAUGACGACGACAACAAAGCAAAUAAAAAAGAGGCGGCCUUGCAUUCAAUACAUCUUUAA